Prorocentrum cordatum is the source of this 3769-nucleotide messenger RNA. The record is from the annotation of a GenBank genome assembly. NCBI's taxonomy places the organism in Eukaryota, Dinophyceae, Prorocentrales, Prorocentraceae.
GGUCCUUGCCUACUACGACCCUCGCGAUGACUACCGGCAUGAGCGCAUCAUGCUGGCCCGCAUCCGUGAGCGCAGAUUUGUGGUGCUCACCGCGCACUGGGACAUCUAUGAUGAGGACAUGUCCCAGGCGCUGCGGCUGCUGCCGCUGGGCCCGCGCGGGGGAAUGCCGAUCCCCGCGCCACGAGGCCAGGUGCUGCGGGUGGACAACGCCCGUCUCUCGGCGGAGCUGCAGCAGGUCUGCGACGAGGCCGCGCAGAUGGCGUCGGACAUCCGCGCUGACGAGGACCUCCCAGAUCCGCCGGUGGAGCCACGGCCGCUGGCCGACAUGGCCGCGCCGGCGGCGGCGAGGGCGCCUGGUGGCGCGGGCGGCGCAGUGGCAGCGGCGGCGCCCGGGGGCCCUCCCGCAGCGGCAGCAAGAGCGCUGGUGGCGGCGAGCUCGGCGCCCGCUGGGGCCGCUGGGCAUGGCGGCGCGGGCGGGCCCUUGCGCGCGGGGGUCCUCGCGCCGCCGCCUGCCCCCCCGCCUGGCGCGAUCUGGGCGGCGGCGGAGACGCGAGGCGAGCUGGCGCGAGUGACGCCCAUCCCGCCUGAGCUGCUCACGGCAGAGGGCCGGCCGCUGGCCAUGCUCGGGGAUCGCGGCGUGGUCGUGCUCGCGUCAGGGGCCUCACUCGCCGUGGCAGUUGCCGGCGCGCUCGAGGCGGAGCCGCCGGCGCUGGCCAGCAGCAGCGGGGGCCUCCGUACGCUGCCAGUCGUGUACUCAGUAGGGGGUUCUCGCACCAGGUCCUUCCAUGGCGCGGUGGCCAAUAUGUCGACGACGGCCGUCCCGGAUUGGAAGAUCAAGAGGCCCAGGACGGCGGCCUGGCUGCUGCAGAAGAUCUCGGAGGCUGGGUACGCGCCGUUGCAGAGGCAGUUCUGGUGGAGGUCGGUCCAAGGGCUCGCCGUUUCGGACGCGGCAGUGGACGACCGCCACUUCGCCUCGGAGGUCCUCCACGAGCUCACGACCUACGACCAGCUCAAGGCAGGUGAGCUCGUGGUGGCGGAGAUCCUGUGCCGGCGAUAUCAGCUCUGGGAGGAGAUCUACGCCUCCAGUUUGCGCGAGGCCGAGGCUGGCCAGGGCGCUGCCCCAUCCCAUGGCUGGGCGAGAGUUUGCUGCAGGGGGGGCGAGGUGCGCCUGAUGGUGAUGCCGCCUCGCUGGGUUCUGGCGAUGUCGGUCUCGUUCAAAGACGUGCUGCCCAUCCCGCUCGGCUCGGAGGUGCUCCAGUGCCUGAAGGGAUUCUCGUCUCUCGACGGCGAGCUCUCGCUGGGUCAGCGGCGCAAAGCCGCGCGCUGCAAGCGCCAGCGGCGCUGGGUGCUGGAGGGCGUCUCGGCGCUCAACGAGCUGGGUGGAGGCGGUGCAGGGCAGGUCGGCAUCUUGCGGCUCCUGCCCGAGCACCUGCAGUCAACGCUGGAGUCCGCGCAAGGGCUACUGCGUUCAGAGCAGGAAGCUGCCGCUGCUUUGGAGGGGGCUGAUAUCGCGUGUUGCGUCGACGGCAGGCUGGCCCAGAGGGGCCGUGAGUGCGGGCGGUUCCUGCGUGAGCUGUGCGAGGCGGGGAUCGUCGAAGUUUUGGAAUGUGAGACGGAUCGGAUGGAGGAGAUGGGCAUCUUCUUCGUGCCAUGCAAUUGUGAAAAGCUGAGGCUCAUCUUUGACACUCGGAGGGCGAACUGUCACUUCAGGGCGCCCGAGUACACGCGCCUGGCUUCUGGCGACGCCCUGAGCAGCUCGAAGUGCGCGCCUGGCGAGGAGGUGCACUUGGCUGCGGGCGACGUGGAGGUUUGGUUCUACCAGUACUUGCUACGUGGCUGGGCCAGGAACUACUUCUGUUUGCCGAGCGUGGCGACCCACUUGUUGCCAGCUCGGCUGUGCGCUGCCCUGGGGCCCGAGCAGCCGGGUGCGUGCCUCUCAGGGGAUUCGGACGCAGCGAAGGUCCUGUACACAGACAACUUUGCGGCCCUCAGCACCGGGCGUGAGACCUCGAUGCUAGUCGUCGCCAAGGUGCUGGAGGCGCUUGCCAGUCAAGGCGUGAAGGCAUCUUUGGACUUGGACGUUGUGCUGCUCGGGUUCACGCUGGUGCACGGUUGUAUUCAGCACUUAUUGGAGCCAGGGCGCCGCAUCACCGGGCGUCAGAUGGAGAGGCUGGUGGGGCGCAUCGUCGCGCUGCUGUUGCUUCGAAGGGAGGCGCUAAGCCUGCUCAGUGCAGUCUACGUGUUCAUCCGCGAGUCCUACGAGAAGGCGCAGCCGUUGUGGCCUAGCUGCCUGCAGGAGCUCAGGUCGGUGCUGGCCUUGUUGCCCGCAGUGUUUGCCGACGUGAAGAGGCCCUGGUACACGGGGGUGGGGGCCUUCGACGCCCCCCCGUGGGGCGCGGGCGUCUGCGCCUCUCGCUGGCCUCUAAGCUCGGCGCAGGCCGCGGCCAGGCAGCCGGAGAAGUUGCGCUUUCGUGGGCCCUUGGCGACUCUAGUUGCCCCGAGGGAUGCAGCUCUCGCCGCUGACGCCAUCGGGCUGUCGGACCCUGCGGCGCUCUUGUUGGGCCGCGCGGCGGGCUUCGUCGAGGUGGGCGCCGAGCUGCUGCGCGAUGCCACCUGGGUCACGGCUGUUGCAUGCGGGUGGAGGCGCCAGAGUGCCAUCCACAGGCUGGAGAGUUCGGCGGGAAUUCUCUGGCUGCGGCGCGCCUCUCGCAAUUCACGGUGUCUCGGGCAUCGGCUGCUCAGCCUUGGAGACAACAUGUCAAUGAUAUGUGCACAGGAAAAGGGCCGUGCCUCAGACUUCGGGCUCUUGUCUGGAUGUCGCUCUUCGUUUGCCAUCUCGGUCGCGUGCUACCUGAAGGUCCGCGCGCUGCAGGCCGCCCCGCCGCUCGGGCAGCCGGGCCUGCCGGAGCUGGCAGGCGCUUCGCCGACCCGGAAGCAAGCCGCUGGUGGUGGCGGAUCCGUCGCGAACAGAGCGCCGCCACCGCAGCCUUUCGACCAGGAACGGGCCCGCUUGCUGUCCCGCCAGGGCUUUCUGGCUGGCAACAAGGUGCGACCCUCCACUCAGGUGCUCUACCUGGAGGUGUUGCGUCUGCUGGCAGGCUGGCUCAUGCUAGACGUGCUGCCCGACUGGCCUGUCGCGAUCUGGGACGUGGUGCUUGCCGACUUCCUACUGUGGGCCUUCGACUGGGGUGUGGCUCGAGCGACAGCCGCGAGGCUGGGGGCGGCGCUGCUCUGGGGGCUUCCGCAGCUCCACGUGGCGCCCUUGCAGAGGUGUUUCCCGCAGCUGGCCCACGCGCUGGCGGGGUGGAAACGCCUUCGCCCGCCAAGCUCGCGCCCGCCCCUGCCCGAGCUGGUAGUUCGUGCGGCUGCGGCCUGGCUUGCGCACCAGCAGGUGUUCGCGAUCGCCCUCUGCGUCAUGCUGAUGUUCGAGGGGUACCUUCGGCCGUCCGAGGCGCUGGCGCUGCGGGCAGCGCAGCUCACGGGGCCCUUCGGGGCGGGCGGCAGCGCGGGCUCGCACAUGUCGGUGGUGGUGCAUGCUGCAGAACUGGGCCAGCCGGGGAAGACGGGCGAGAUGGGCUUCGCGGUGGUGCUCGACCUCCCUCGGCAGCAGGCCCUGGCCUGGGCCUUGGCGCGCCAUCGCGCCCUGCGCCCAGGCACUUGGUACCCGCUGUGGGACUUCGACUACUGCCACCUGCUGCGGCGCUUUGGCCAGGCGCUCGAGGCUGUCGGAGCCAGCUGUUUAGCAGGCGCGCUCUACAGCUUCGGCACG